AUGCAUAAAAUUCCAGAAAGGACUACAAUUCCCAUAGUGCUCCGUGCCUUCCCAGUACAGGUCUGCUCCGGGUCAGAAGAGUCCAGCUGCACGGGUUCCCCGCUGGCACGGAAGAGACGUCCACGGAGCCUGCGGGCGAGGAAAGCGAGGGCCAUAGCCAUGCUACGCAGCCUGGCCCGCGCCGCGGUCCCGGGGCUCAGGGUGCCCUGGGCUCAGUGGUCUAGGAAUUGGGCGGGGGUCCCAGCCCACGUGGUGGACCUGCGCAGCGACACAGUGACUCGGCCAGGGCCGGCCAUGAGGCGCGCCAUGGCCGAAGCGGUUGUAGGAGACGAUGAUUAUGGCGAAGACCCUACGGUUCACGAACUGCAGGAAAAGGCUGCAAAAGUGCUUGGGGUGGAGAGGACUCUGUUUGUGCCCACCAACACCAUGGCCAACCUCAUCUCUGUGAUGGGUCACUGCCGGCGCCGGGGUUCCCAGGUCCUCCUUGGGCAGGAGUGCCACCUCCACGUCUAUGAGCAGGGCGGGGUGGCUCAGAUCGCUGGGGUACAUUCCCACCCACUCCCAGACCUCCCUCACGGCACCUUGGACCUGAAUGAGCUAGAAAGGGCGCUCGCCCGAGGCUUUGGGAGCUCCUACCAUCCAGUCUGCGAGCUUGUGUGCCUGGAGAACACGCACAGCAGUGCGGGAGGCCGGGUGCUCCCCAUCGACUACCUCCGCCAGGUGCGUCUCCUGGCACAUGCCCACGGGGCGAGGGUCCACCUGGAUGGCGCUCGGUUGAUGAAUGCAGCCGUGGCUCUGCGUGUGCCCCCCGCACGCCUCGUAGAGCACUGUGACUCCGUAUCCUUCUGUUUCUCUAAGGGCCUCGGUGCACCAGUGGGGGCUCUGGUCGGGGGACCCAAGGACUUCAUUGAAGAAGCAUGGCGCCUCCGCAAGGCCCUGGGUGGAGGCAUGCGCCAGGCAGGAGUGCUGGCUGCGGCUGCCCUGGUGGGACUGGCUGAGGCAGAGGAGGUGCUGCUGAGGGACCAUGAGAAUGCCCAGAGAUUUGCUAGAGGACUCCAAGACCUGGCGUCACCCAUUUGCUCUGUGGAUCCUGCCACUGUGGAGACCAACAUGGUGCUGGUGCGGGUGGCUGGGCUGCCUCCCUCAGAGCUGUGCCAGCGUCUACAGGCUGUGAGUGCCGAGGAGGUGGCUCAGACCGGCCAUGCCGUGCGCGUGCUGCUGUUUCCCUGGACAGAACAGUCUGUGAGGGCCGUGUGGCACCGAGACGUGUCUGCCCAGGAUACGGAACUGGCACUGAAGAAGUGGGAGUUUGUGCUGAGACAGCUGAGGCCCUGAGGCCAGGGGAUCAGGGACCCGGUGCUACGUUUGAAGUGGGCAGUGACAGGCCUCAAGCUGUAAGCCUGAUGAAGGAAGGCUCCUCCUCUUUGGAGGCUGAUGACAUCACUCAGCCUCUGGUUUGCUCCAGUGACUCUCCGGUGCUGGCCUCAUGCAGUCAGGAAUAACCAGGCAGAGCUAUAACCAGGCAGAGCUAGGACUGAAUACCCAGAGGAGGAAGUGGAUAAAGGAGACAGGUCCUGGGGCUGGGCGGUAUGGCAUGGCUGCCUAGUGUGCAUAAGCCCUGGGCUCAACCCCCAGCACUGUGGGUUCCAUCCCCAGCAGGUGUGUUGGAAUCCUAGUGUGCCUGGGGAUUAGACAGUCAAGGCCAUUCUCAGCUACACAGUUUGGUGCAAGCCUGGGCUACACGGGACCCUGCCUUCAAGCAAACAGCUCCUUAGAGAUUGACACGGUGGAGUUAUUAGAGGUGGAUUACAAAAUAAAAUAUUGAAGGCACUGUA
Molecule: messenger RNA, 1835 nt
Organism: Rattus rattus (black rat)
Lineage: Eukaryota; Metazoa; Chordata; Mammalia; Rodentia; Muridae
Product: probable low-specificity L-threonine aldolase 2
Exons: 7
Coding region: 1-1335 (444 amino acids)
Biological process (GO): L-threonine catabolic process; glycine biosynthetic process
Cellular component (GO): cytosol
Molecular function (GO): L-allo-threonine aldolase activity
Source: RefSeq, a predicted model, not a curated record